UUAUUCAGCCGUGAACUCCACAAAAAUGGGUUUACUCCCGCUGGAGUUCAGCGAGUGUUACUUGGACAGUCCUAACUUCAGAGAAAAGAUCAAGGCUCACGAAGCGGAGCUCGACAGAACAAACAGGUUCAUUAAAGAACUCUACAAAGAUGGAAAAAAUCUCAUCAACGCCACGAAACAGUUGGGGAUGGCCCAGAGGAAGUUUGCCCAGUGUCUGGGAGAGUUCCAGUUUGAGUAUAUUGGUGAUGCUAAGACAGAUGAUGAGAGAUGCAUAGAUGAGUCUCUUCAGGAAUUCUCCUCCUUUUUGAAGAAUUUGGAGGAUCAGAGGGAGCUAAUGAUGAGCAACAUCACAGAGACUCUGAUGAAACCUCUGGAGAAGUUUCGAAAAGAGCAGUUGGGUUCAGCAAAGGCGGAGAGGAAAAAGUAUGAGAAAGAGACGGAGAAGUACUACAGCUCCCUGGAAAAACUCCUCAACAUGUCAGCAAAGAAGAGAGAGCAGCUGUUACAGGAGGCGGACGUGCAGGUGGAGACCCUGCGGCAGCAUUUUCAGGACGAGUCACUGGAGUACGUCUGCAAACUGCAGGAAAUCCAAGAGAGGAAGAAAUUUGAGUGUGUGGAACCUAUGUUGGCCUUCUUCCAGACUGUGUUUACCUUCUAUCAUCAGGGAUAUGAAUUAGCCAAGGAUUUCGACCAUUAUAAGAGGGCCUUACAGAUCAAUAUUCAAAACACGCGGAGUCGUUUUGAAGGUACGCGAUCCGAGGUGUACGAGCUGAUGAAGCGCACUAAGGAGACGCCUCAGGAGCACAGGCAGACCAGUCCAAUCAGCUUCGAGGGCUACCUCUACGUACAGGAAAAACGACCUCCUCCGUUCGGGUCGAGCUGGGUCAAACGCUACUGCACCUUCGUCAAAGAGCAGAAAAUCCUUCACAUGGUGACCUUUGACCACAGGUCUGGGGGCAAGCUGGGUGAGAACGAGUCUGUGACACUCAAGUCGUGCGUACGCAAAACGACAGACGCUCUUGACCGCAGGUUCUGUCUCGAUAUCGAGAUCGUGGAUCGACCUGGGACGGUCCUCACGGUUCAGGCACUGUCCGAAGAUGACCACAGAUUCUGGAUGCAGGCCAUGGGCGGGAAAGAACCGGACUUUGGACAUACAUAUGCGAAAGAAAGAGGAAUCGACGCACAGCUGGAUGAGGUUGGCCUGUCCUUUGUGAAGAACUCCAUCAAAGCUAUAGAGCUGAGAGGAAUAAACGACCAGGGCUUGUACAGGGUUGUUGGGGUGAGCUCGAAGGUUCAGAAGCUGCUGGCUCUGAUGAUCGAUGAGAAGAGCGAUGUGGACUUGUCAGCCAGUGAGGACUGGGAUGUGAAAACCAUAACCAGUGCUCUCAAACUCUACCUGAGGAGUCUCCCAGAGCCUUUGAUGACCUAUGGCUUGUAUAAAGAGUUUAUUGUCCCUGCAAAGACUGGUAGUCCGGAGUCUCGUGUUGAAGCCAUUCACUGCCUGGUCCACAAACUCCCUGAGAGAAACAGAUUACUGCUCAGUCUGGUUACUACACAUCUAGCCAAUGUGGCAGCCCACAGUAAGCAGAAUCUGAUGACAGUGGCUAAUCUCGGCGUGGUUUUUGGUCCGACGCUCAUGAGGCCUCAGGAGGAGACAGUUGCUGCGAUUAUGGAUCUGAAAUUCCAGAACAUCGUGGUGGAGAUCCUCAUCGAGCACCAUGAAAAGAUCUUCGGAGAUGUUCCCAACGACUGCUCCUCCUUCUCCGCUGUCCAGCCCUCGGCUCCAACGCGACAAUCUAAGAAAGUCGGACGCCAAAACCGACCUCUCGCUGUCUACAACCCUCAGGUGGUGGAUCUACAGACAGGCACUCGGUCUCCUGACUGUCCGUCUCCGGCCGUUGACGACGUGUCGCUGGGCAGUAACGAAUCUGUCUCAUCUCAGUCCUCCGCUGGUUCAGGAACGCCGCCGGAAAAAUCCAGACUUCCCCACGGGAACAGCACCGCGGCCCCGUCAGCACCCGACACCACCGACACCACCACGCUCAGCACCGCCGCUAACAGCACCAGUGCGUCUACAGCGAUGGCUUCAUGGAUGAACUCUGCUUCUACCUCAGCACCUCAACCCAGACCCACUGCUGACGGAGAAAAACCAAAAGAGAGUGUCAGUCUAAUGAAAGCCAAGGCGGUGUAUCCGUGCGAAGCAGAACACGAUUCAGAACUCUCCUUCCAGGUCGGAGCAAUCUUCCACGACGUGACUCACUCCCGGGAGCCUGGUUGGUUAGAGGGAGAGCUGGAGGGGAAGAGGGGUUUGAUCCCAGAGAAUUACGUGGAGAUCCUAUAGCCCCACGAGCCUGCCACACGCCCUCUCUCUCUCUCUCUCUCUCUCUCUCUCUCUCUCCUCCACGCCUGCUCUCACUCGCUCCACGUAUAUACAUGGUAUCCAUGACGACGUCAUCCCUCGUUAGCACCCGCGUACCUUUCUCGCACGCCUGUCGACACGCGUCAUGAGCAGAUCUCUUUGUGUGAACCGGAGGUGGCCGUGCGGGUUUUGACCUUUUUUGGCCGAACUCUGUCUCCUUAAAGGAUAAAGCAGAACCCCUGAACCCCCUGCUGCUCUGUGGAAACGCUACAGAGUCGGUUUGGGACGAAGACCAGCCUC
Molecule: messenger RNA, 2659 nt
Organism: Chanos chanos (milkfish)
Lineage: Eukaryota; Metazoa; Chordata; Actinopteri; Gonorynchiformes; Chanidae
Gene: arhgap10
Product: Rho GTPase activating protein 10
Exons: 23
Coding region: 26-2341 (771 amino acids)
Biological process (GO): signal transduction
Cellular component (GO): cytoplasm
Molecular function (GO): protein binding; GTPase activator activity
Source: RefSeq, a predicted model, not a curated record